CUACACUACCACGUGUUUACAAGUUUUCAAAAUGGCCGAAGUUGACACUCCAAGCAAAAAGAGCAAGAAACAGAAGAAGCAGAAGGAGAACUCGUUAGGAGAUCUCCAGCAUCAAUCCGAUUUCCUAAUCCAGCCUGAUUCAAAGGUUGCCAAACUAGAUACUGCCCAAUGGCCGCUACUCCUGAAGAACUUUGACAAGUUGAAUAUCCGAACCGGUCACUACACACCACUACCCAAUGGCUGCUCACCGCUUAAGAGAGACUUCAAGGAUUAUGUCUCGAGUGGAUUUAUCAACUUGGACAAACCGUCCAACCCUUCAUCUCACGAGGUUGUUUCAUGGAUUAAGAGAAUCCUACGAGUGGACAAGACAGGUCAUAGUGGAACCCUUGACCCCAAGGUCACAGGUUGUUUAAUUGUAUGCAUCUCCAGAGCCACUAGACUAGUCAAAUCACAGCAGAGUGCUGGUAAGGAGUAUGUAUGCAUAGUAAGAUUACACAGUGCCAUUGAGAGUCAAGCACCAUUGGCCAGGGCUCUCGAGAAGUUAACUGGUGCCCUGUUUCAGCGGCCGCCCCUCAUUUCAGCUGUGAAACGUCAGCUAAGAGUGCGAACUGUCUACGAGAAUAAACUCAUCGAAUACGACGACAAUAGACAUUUAGGUAUCUUCUGGUUGAAAUGUGAAGCAGGUACCUACGUGAGAACCCUGUGUGUUCAUCUAGGUCUGCUUCUAGGCGUAGGAGCUCAGAUGGCAGAGCUGAGAAGAGUCAGAUCUGGUAUUCAGUCGGAAAGGGAUUUACUAGUAACGAUGCAUGACGUCUUAGAUGCUCAAUGGAUUUAUGAUAAUCACAAAGAUGAGGAGUACAUGAGACGAGUCGUUAAACCUUUAGAAGCUCUCCUCACUGGACAUAAGAGAAUCGUUCUUAAAGACAGCGCUAUAAACGCUAUCUGCUACGGAGCUAAAGUCAUGCUGCCGGGAGUCUUGCGAUUUGAAGACGGCAUCGAGGUCAACGCAGAAAUUGUUAUAGUAACCACCAAAGGAGAAGCUGUAGCUCUGGCCGUUGCCCUCAUGACAACGGCUGUCAUGGCAACCUGUGAUCAUGGUAUCGUUGCUAAGCUGAAGAGAGUCAUCAUGGAGAGGGACACGUACCCCCGCAAAUGGGGACUCGGAGCGGUGGCCAGUAAGAAGAAGAUGAUGAUAAAAGAAGGGAAGUUAGACAAACAUGGAAAGCCAACAGGAACGACACCGACAGAUUGGAAGAACUCAUACCAAGACUUCAAUGCCAAAAAGACACCAGUCAAAGAGGAGGAGGACCCAGCAAGCCCUGUCUUAGAAACUCCAGCCAAGAAACGCAAACGUCAAGACAGUGCCAAAAGUACCAGCAGUGGCACCAGCUCAGUAGGGUCGCCCAUAGCGAUGGCCAUAGAUACUCCAAGUACCAAGGAAGAGAAGAAGAGAUUGAAGAAAGAGAAGAAGGAGAAGAAGAAACGUGAGAAGGCAGAGAAGAAAAUCAAGAGGGAGGCAUCAAGUGAGGAGGAGGAGGAAGAAGAAGAGAUGGUCGUAUCAUCUGAGAAGAAGAAGAAAAAGAAGAAGAAAGACAAGAAGUAGAUGCUAUGCUUUAAACUUACUCCGUGGCAGAGAGUUGCAGCCAUGUUUUCUUCUGAUUAUUUUGAGAUUUUUAAAAACUGAUCAAUUCGAAACAGAAAAUUAUAUUUUUAAAAAUGAUAUUUUGUUGCUGAUCAUGACCUCAAAUGUAUUCUUGGCGUAAGUUUGUUUGUGGAAGUGCUCCAAUAAUUUGGCACAAUGAUGUGGUCCUUGGAUGGCUGGUGACAGGAAUUUCCUGUGGCCUAGACAGUGCCCGACUCUUAAGAUGCUCCCAAAACUAUUUCAUUCAACCAAGUUGAAAUUCAGCAGUUCAGAAAAAAGAACCUUUCCAAGCUGUGUAUGAAUCUUUCAAUUUUGUAUCACAAUUUGUAGUAAUUUCUUUGAUUCAUUGUAAAGGAGAAACAUUUUAUUUUGUCAUGACAACCAAAAUAAAUCAUGUUUUCCAUUUUGUAUUCGUUAUGUCAUUGUAAAUAUUUAUGUUUUGUAAUCUCAGAUUAGCGAACCUGCAGGCUUAAUCAUUAAUACAUUUUCUUUGAAGGAACUGGCUGUUUCAAAAUGCUUACCAUUAAAAUGACCAGGUCUCAAUGAAACUAAAGAGCUAUCAUUGUUGGAAAAAUUCUGCUAAUGUGUGUCCAUAACCAGGUUUUUCCUGUUAAAAUUAAGAUGAGGUUGGUUACCCGCUGUCAACUCCCUAAUCUUGGACGUCUUAUAUUCUCAAACUGUUUUAGUUUUUUGCUGAUUUCUCAACAAAUAGACACAGAGUUCAGGCAAAACUUUCACUGGUGAAUUUUAUUGUAUCUUUAUUGAAAAUUUUGCUUAUAAAUGAGAAAUACGGUGAAACAAUAUUCGACCCUGCUUUUAAGUUGUAUCAGUUUAUCUGAAGUAAAAAAUUUAACAUCUUUUUCUUUUCUCAAAGUUUCUCGUUAAUGCUAAGUACUAUUACAUGUUUUAUUACUUUUUUAAUUGAAUUUUUAGGGUCAUGAUUAAACCUCCAACAGUGAAUUCUGAUUGACAAAAGAAUUUAUUUGAUGUGGCCAAUUUCAACUUCUCAUAAUUAUAAUUGGAUCAUUUCCAAAAUCCAAUUGUACUUUUUAUUUUGAAGAAUUAAAACAUUGUACAU
This is a messenger RNA of Asterias rubens (European starfish), 2720 nucleotides long. RefSeq names its product H/ACA ribonucleoprotein complex subunit DKC1-like. NCBI's taxonomy places the organism in Eukaryota, Metazoa, Echinodermata, Asteroidea, Forcipulatida, Asteriidae. Gene Ontology annotation, molecular function: pseudouridine synthase activity; RNA binding. The coding region runs from base 32 to 1603 and encodes 523 amino acids. The record is from RefSeq and is a predicted model, not a curated record. The transcript is spliced from 12 exons. Gene Ontology annotation, cellular component: box H/ACA snoRNP complex. Gene Ontology annotation, biological process: snRNA pseudouridine synthesis; rRNA pseudouridine synthesis; box H/ACA sno(s)RNA 3'-end processing.